AUGGACGUCCUGUGCCAACUGAAGAUCAUGCUCAUCACGGCUCUCGCUCAACUGGGUCUGCUCAAAUCGCACGGUCAAGAAGGAGAGGAGGAAGAAGAAGAAGAAGCAAGCGAACUCACAAUCCCCAACCCCGUACUCAUCAUGGACGGCUCGUCGCCGUGGCUCCUCCCAGUCCCAGUCCAGAAACUGACGGCCAUGGUCAAGACCCGAGUACCGGUCGUCCAGUACGCAAGGUUCCUCGAAAGACAGCAUGGGCUUGGACAUGGAGUCGGCGAAGGAGAGAGCAAGAACGGAUGGUGUGCGGUGUGCUUGAGCUGCAUCGAGGAGAAGGACGAGGUCAGGGAGCUGAGCAACUGCUCCCACGUGUUCCACAGGGAGUGCUUGGAUCGCUGGGUGGACCACAAUCAAGUGACUUGUCCCCUCUGUCGGUCUCUGCUUUUCCCCUUCUAA
Messenger RNA from Syzygium oleosum, 450 nucleotides. RefSeq lists its product as uncharacterized. The transcript has a single exon. Lineage: Eukaryota; Viridiplantae; Streptophyta; Magnoliopsida; Myrtales; Myrtaceae. The record is from RefSeq and is a predicted model, not a curated record. Gene Ontology annotation, biological process: protein ubiquitination. Gene Ontology annotation, molecular function: ubiquitin protein ligase activity. The coding region runs from base 1 to 450 and encodes 149 amino acids.